Molecule: messenger RNA, 2439 nt
Organism: Geodia barretti
Lineage: Eukaryota; Metazoa; Porifera; Demospongiae; Tetractinellida; Geodiidae
Source: the annotation of a GenBank genome assembly
AUGCUAGAGGCCAUCGGCGUGGCCGAAUUGGAAGACCUGUUUGCCGACAUCCCCGCCGACUACCGCAAUCCGACGCUGGACCUGCCAGGCCCCCUGUCGGAACUGGAACUACGACGCGAGAUGGAUGCCUACGCCUCUCGUAACCGUCACGCUGGGGAGUAUGCCUGCUUCCUAGAAAUCAGCCAAGGGACGCUGCAGGCUACCUACGAGUUUCAGUCGAUGAUUUGCAGUAUCUACGACAUGGAGGUGGCCAACGCUGGCCUCUAUGACGGGGCCAGCGCCUUGGCCGAGGCUGCCCUGAUGGCCUGUCGCGUCACGGGACGCAGCCUGAUAGGCGUCUGCAACACCAUCUCGCCAGCCUAUCGAGAGGUGCUGGAGACCUACUGUGUGCCCCAAGGUCUGGAAAUCGCCACAGUGGACCCCGAGGCGACGGAGCUGCACCCGCAGACGGCUUGUCUCGUGUCCCAGUACCCCAACUUCUUUGGGUACCUCGAAGACUUGGAGCGGUACCGGCAUAUGUCCGACGCUGUCAGGGCCUUGAUGGUGGUAUCCUCCGACCCGGUGGCAAUGGCCAUGCUACGGCCUCCGGGCAGCUUCGGGGCUGACAUGGUGACUGGCGAGGGUCAAAGCCCUCGGCUACCGUUGAGCUUUGGCGGCCCCUACGUCGGCCUCUUCUCCACCCGCCAAGCCCUGCUGCGACAGAUGCCUGGUCGCUUGGCUGGGGGCACCACUGACAGGGACGGGCGACCGGGCUUCGUUCUGACCCUAAGCACCCGCGAGCAACAUAUCCGGCGCGAGCGGGCCACCAGCAACAUCUGCACCAACCAAGCCCUGAUGGCUCUAGCCGCUACAAUCUACACCGCGGCCUUGGGCAAGCGGGGACUGCGCCAGGUUGCGGAGCAGGCCUACCACAAGGCCCACUACGCCGCGGGGAGCAUCGCCUCGCUCCCGGGCUAUGGCCUGCCUCUGAAGGGGACCUUCGCCUUCGAGUUCCCCAUCACCUGCCCAGCCCCCGCCAGCGAGAUCAACGCUCACCUGCUGGAGCACGGCAUCAUCGGCGGCCUCGACAUCGGCAACAGCUUCCCCAACGGGAUGCUUCUCUGCGUCACCGAGGUCAACACCCGGGAGGAAAUCGACUCUUUGGUAGACGCACUGGCAGAGUUCAAGCCCCCAAGAGAGCUUCCCGAUGCCUCGCUGCUGCGGGAAGACCUGCAACUGCCUGAAGUAACCGAGCCCCAAGUGGUGCGGUACUUCACCCUGCUGAGCCAGCGGAACUUCGGGAUCGACACCCACUUCUAUCCGCUGGGCAGUUGCAGCAUGAAGUACAACCCCAAGGUCAACGACGAGAUAGCGUUCCUGCCCGGGAUGGCGCGGAUACAUCCAUCCCAGACCGACGACACGGUGCAGGGCGCCUUGGCCAUGAUGCACCGGCUUCAGACCUUCCUCGCCGAAAUCACCGGCAUGACAGGCGUCAGCCUCGCCCCGCUGGCGGGCGCCCACGGCGAACUGGCCGGCAUGCUGAUGGUACGCGCCUGCCUACGAGACCGCGGCGAGAACCAGCGAAAGAUCGUGGCGAUACCCGACAGCGCCCAUGGCACCAACCCUGCUUCGGCGGCUAUGGCCGGUUUCGACGUGGUCAGCGUCGCCUCCGACAGCGACGGCAACAUGGAUGUUCGCGCAUUGGAAGAUGUGGCAGACGACCGACUCGCUGCGGUGAUGCUGACCCUGCCCAACACGCUGGGCCUGUUCGACACUAAUAUCCUAGAGCUCUGCCAGACGGUGCACAAAGCGGGCGGGCUGGUGUACGGCGACGGGGCGAACAUGAAUGCCUUGCUGGGCCGGGCUAAGCCUGCCCACCUCGGGUUCGACGUCGUACAUCUCAACCUGCACAAGACCUUCAGCACGCCCCAUGGCGGUGGCGGUCCCGGCGCGGGGCCGGUGCGUAAGCUGAGCGGACACCAUGGCAACUUUGGCGUCUUGGUGCGCGCUUAUUCCUACAUACGGACUCUAGGCAACACGGGGCUGAAGCAGGUUUCGGGCGACGCUGUACUCCACGCGAACUACCUGCUAGCCUGCUUGCGAGACACCUUCGACCUGCCCUACGACCGCACCUGCAUGCACGAGGUGAUAUUCUCGGCUAGAGCCCAAGCACCCGCUGGUGUGAAGGGGCUGGAUAUCGCCAAACGACUCUUGGACUACGGCUUCCACGCUCCCACCAUGUACUUCCCCCUGAUUGUGCAUGAAGCGCUGAUGAUCGAGCCUACCGAGACGGAGACCAAGGAGACCCUAGACGCCUUUAUCGACGCCAUGAAGGCCAUCGCCGGAGAGGUCGAAGACGACCCUUCAUUGGUGAAGAUGGCCCCGCACAACACGCCCGUUUCCCGGUUGGACGAGGCCACGGCGUCGCGACGUCCCAACCUGCGCUGGCACGCCCCCUAG